ACGGAAACGUUGCUAGCCGCUUCGGCAACCAUAAUUUGUACUGCGAGUUGCGGAACUCAACACCAUCGCGAUUGCAGGCGGCAAGGAGCCAAGGACGACUAAGCCGACCCAUGUUAAUUAUAAUAUUUGAGAAUGCACUGGAGCAUGACAAACGCCAGAUGAAAUGGCCCGACGCAGAACUUGAGUUUGAAGUCGCAACACCUUUACAGUUUGAGUGGAGCGAUCGCAGCCAUGUGGACCUACCAGCCCGUGGUUAACGUCGGCGUGCAGGUGCUGGUGCUGAUGGCGCUGGGCUGGACGUUCGCCCGGUUCCGCUGGCUCCAGCAGUCGGCCUUCCUGCCGCCCAUCAACUACCUCAUCCUGCACCUCGCGCUGCCCGCCUUCAACAUCUACCUCAUGGGCAUCAAGCUGGACCUGCAGGACGCGUACGCCUGGCGCUCCUUCGCCGCCUUCCUGCUGUGGGUGUCCGCCGUACAGGCCGGCACGCUGCUGUACUGCUGGCGCUGCUGCGGGGGAGACGCGGGGGAGGCGGCGGUGGUCAACAUGGUCCUGCUGAUGGACAACUUCGGCAUUGCGGGCCUGCUCACCCUCAACGCCACACUGGGAACCAAGUGGGGCACGCUGUCCAUGCUCAUGGCCAUGGGUUUCUUCCUCACCAUCUUCCCCUUCUCACUCACUGCCUUCGAGUGGGAGAAGUGGGCGGUGGCGCAGCACGUGCAGGCGGCCGCGGCGGCGGCGGCUGUGGACAUCGAGGCCGCAGCCAACACCGCAGUGGCGGCGGAGCGGGCACACAACCUGCGGGAGGGGGAGGCAGGGGAGGCGGCGGCGGCGGCGGCGGCCGUUGAGGCCUCGGCGGCAGCCGCCCGUGCCGCGUCAGGGGAUGGCGCAGACCCCCUGGGUGGCGGCUGGGGCGGCGGCGGAGGGGAGGGCGCGGGGUCGGCGGCGGCGCCGCCGUCCGGCGCCGGGCCGCGCCCGGUACCGCAGCUGCCGUACAAGCAGCACGGCGGCGGUAUGGUACAGGACGCGUACGGCACGGAGCUGUCGUUGUACGGCAUGGACCAACCCAACCGCAUGCGGGAGGCGGCGGCGGCGGACCGUAGCGGCGGCGGCGGCGCCGAUGGCGGCGGCGGCAGCGGCGCCGCCAGCGCUGCGCAUCACCAGGCAACGGGGUCGGGGUUUGAGCUCAUGCCGCUGGCGGCGCCGAUGGCGGCGGCGGCGCCGCCGCCGGAGCCAAGGGCAAUGUCGCCGGCUCUGCAGGAUGCGCUCGCAGCCGGCGCCGGCGGCGGCGGCGGCGGCGCUGCCGUCAACAGCAGCAGCGGCGGCGCGCUGCGAAUUGCGAUGACUGCGGACGGUGGCGACACGGCACAUGUGUCGCACUUCCCGCAUGAGAACCGCUACUGCUGGUGGAGCAACGAGCCCUACCAACCGCACACGCCACACACACCCCGGCUGCACGCGGAGCACACGCCCUCAGACGCCGGCUUCGCAGCCGCCGCCGCCGCCGUCGCGGCCCUGCCUGGCGGCGGCGCUGGCGGCGGCGGCGGCGGCCUGGUCCGGGGCCUGCUCGCUCGCGGCCUCAGCCUGGGCCGCAAGCGCAACGCCGGCACCGCCGGUGCCGCCGCCGCCGCCGCCGCCACCGCCGCCGCAAAUGGCGGCGGCUAUGUCCCGCCGCGGGCGGUUGGCGGCGACUCGGACACCCUGCUGCACCCGCUCGCGAGCCACAGCGGCGCCGUCGUGUCGCCCUUCAUGGCCUCCGCCGCCCUGGGCUUCCCGACUGACACGCCGCCGGUGCCGCAGGCGGCGCCGCCGCCAGGCGCUGGCGGCGGCGGCGGCGCCGCCGCCGCCGCCUCGCUGGUGGGCCCUGGGCCGUGGGGCCGCUCGCAGCCGCCGCCGAGCGGGCUGCUGACGCCGACUGCGGCGGCGGCGGCGGCGGCGCUGUCCGAGCAGCACGGCGGCGGCGUGUUGGCGGCGGUGAUCGAGCGGCUGGCGGCGGCGGGCUCGGAAGCGCUGGCGCCGGCGCUGUGGUCUGACGGCAGCGGCUCGCGUGGGGCACCGCCGGCGGCGACGGCGGCGGCGGCGGCGGUCUCGACUUCGGCGGCUGGGCGCAAGCGCGUCAGUCUCAAGGAUCUGGAGUACGCCCUCACACACCAGCUGUCGGGCGGUACGGCGGCCCAGCUGGCUCGCGUCAGUCGCACCUACACCGCCGCCGCCGCCGCCGCCACCUCCGCCGCCGCCAGUCCAGAUGCCAACGUACGCCGCAUGCUGCUGGCGGCGGCGGGCGCCGGCGGCGCCGGAGGCGGCGGUAGUCGCCCAGCCACACAGACCGGCGAGGCACCUGGCGGCGGCGGCGGCGCCGCCGCCGCCAGGCAGGGCAGUCAGAUGCUGUCGGAUUGGUCACGUGCCGCCAGCGAUGCGUACGGCAUCCAACUGCCCACUUCGACUAACGCCAAUGCCAGCAUGGCGCCGCCGCCGUCACGGCCGCCGCCGGCGCGUUCGCGAAUGGCGCCGUCAACGUUUGCCGCCGGCGGCGGCGGCGCCGCCGCCGCCGCCUACGGCCGUGUCAGCACGCCGCAAACGGCGAGUGGUGGGCAACCGGACGACGACCGGUGUGUGAUGCGGAGCCUGUUUGACGGCGCGCACCUGUCGCCGGCGCCCUCGGCCCCCGCCGCCACUGGCCUACUGCCGCCGCCGUCGCAGCUGCUACAGCCACAGCCGCAGGCCACGCCGGCGGUGUUGAUGUCGCGGGGCUCUGUCACCUCCACCACCAGCCCCAGCCCCAGCCCGCCAAGCAACCUGCCACACUGGGUGUCAAUGCCUCAGCAGCGGCAGCCGCCGCCGCCGCCGCAACAGCAGCAGCAGCACCAACAGCAAACGCAGCCGCACACGCUCGCGCCCGCCUUCGCGCACACGGCAGUGCCUGCCGCCGCCGCCGCCGCCGCCGCCGCCGCGCAGGAGCUAAUGAGCCGUCAGGCGGCGGCCGUACCGCCGCCAGCUCCUGCCGUACAGGGAUCUUCCGUACUCGCAUCCAUGUCGGAGGCGUCCCGUACGGAAUCUCUGGCGGCGCAACCGUCUGACGUGGACGUAGCUUUUACCAUUGGCGGCGGCGGUGGCGGCGGCGGUGGCGGCGGCGGCGGUGGCGGCGGCGGCGGCGGCGGCGGCGGUGGCGGCGGCGGCGGCGUGCCGCCAGCCGCCGCUGAGUCCAUUUUCAGCUUCGGCCGCAGCGGCGCGGCGCGUAACGCCAGCUACGCCGCCGCAGCCGACGCCGUGUUUGGUCCCAUCGCCGCCGCCGCUGGCCGCGGCGACAUCCGCGCCACCGACGCACACUCUGACUCGCCACGCCUCCUCACCGGCGCUCCCGCCCCGCCCCAGAUUCCGGCUUCGCUCAGCCACGCCGGCGGCGGCGCGGCGGCGCCGCCGGCUGGCGCGGGUGCAUCGGCGGCGGCGGCGGCGGCGGCUGAGGCGGUGUCGGGCUCGGCGGCACGGCGGCGGCGCUACGGCUCCCAGCCGCCCUCCGCCGCACAACAGCCGCUCAUGCCACGCAAUGGGCCUGACUCCGCGGGUCCGCCUUCGGGCGCCAACAGCAUUGGUCCGGGCGGUGGCGCUGGUGGCAGCGCCGCCGCCGCCGGCGCCCGUGCCCGCUGGGGCGGCGGACGGCGCACAGGCACAGGCACAGAGGCGGGCUCCGGCCCGGCAUCGGCGCUGACGUCACGAGGCCCGGGCGGCGGCGGCGGCGGCGGCGUGCGGGGCCGAGACCUCAUACUGGCGCUGGCGGCGGGCCUGGCGGCGGCUGACGACGCGCGGUCACGCAAGGGCCCGUACGGCGGCGGCGGCGGCGGCGACGCCACGCCGGGCGGCGCCGCCGGUGUGAGCCGUACGGCCUCGGGUCGCAGUGCGUUGCUGUCGCGGCUGACGACUGCGGCAGCGGGCCUGGGCGCUGUCGCCGCCCUGGAUGAUCGCGAGCGGGAUCGGGAUUAUUAUGAGGAGUUUGUUGACGGCUGGAGCGGCGGUAACUUGGGAUUGAUGCGUACAGAGGCUGGCAGCGUCCUGGACGGCGGCGGCGGUGGCGGCGGCGGCGGGGCAGACAGUGCGGCAGACAAGCGGCUGGUCCGGGAGGCGACGCAGGAGGCACUGGCGCGGCACGGGGGGGUGCUGGGGGCGGCGCGGGCGUUUGUGAGUGGCCACCCGCAGCUGUGGCACAUCCUGUCCAUACUGGCCAAGAACCCCAUGAUCUGGACCAUGUUCCUGGCGCUCGCCAUCAGCGUGUCGGGCCUGCGUGUGUGGCUGGACCCGGCUUCCGCCAGCUUCCUGCCCGAGCUGGGCUGGAUCGCGGGCAGCCUGGCCUGGGUGAACGGGCUGGUUGUGCCGCUCAGCAUCUUCAGCAACGGCACCUGGAUGUACGGCAAGCGGCUUGUGGCGCCGGGGGAGGGGAUCAAGAUGCUGGUGCUGCUGCUGAUCAAGGUGGGGCUGCUGCCGCUGCUGAUGGUGGGCUGCGCGCUGGCUGUGGGGCUGGGGCCGCAGUACACGGCCAGUCUGACGCUGCUCACGCUGUGCCCCGCGGCGGCCACCAGCUUCGUACUGGCCAUGCAGUACGGGCGGGGUGUGGAGCUGGUGUCGCUGACCAAUAUCUUGGGCAACAUAUUUCUGUGCCCGCUCAUCAUCAUCUGGCUCAAGGUGCUCACGGCCCUGGGUAUCAACUACGUAAUGCACGACGACAUCGGCGCAGUCAGCGGCAAGUAGGAGAGCAAACGCAGGAGCGACGCACAUUCAUUGUGCGGGCCAUUAAUUUCAGCGCCCAUCUUGACACCAGUGGUGCCUACGGCUUUGUGCUCAAAGGGCUGCCUCGGCGGCUGCGGGGCUGCGAGCAGGCGGAGGCGCUGUGUGUGUGUGUGUGUGUGUGUGUGUGUGUGUGUGUGUGUGUGUGUGUGUGUGUGUGUGUGUGUGCGUGUGUGUGUGUGUGUGUGUGUGUGUGUUGGCGAGGGUGGCAGCCGGCGGGAUCGACCGCAGCGCCACGGAAACGACCGAUGUGUUUGUGCACGGCCUUGGCAUUAGCAUGCUUGUUGGGGAUCUGGCUCGGGGAGCAGCACGCUGUAGUAUUGCAGUGGUUGCUGCAGGCGGUCGGGGGGGGGGUGCGGCAAGGCCACGCGGUGGAAAGGCAGGGGGCCAGGGUUUGACCGCCACGGGGGCGUGCGCCGGAAGGCAGAGGACAAUGACACAGCGUCACAGGCAUAGGCAGACUGCAGGAGCAUUGGCUUGCAUGUUAAUCUUUUAUCGCCCUUAAAUGUAGUGCAACAUGUCUUGUCGUUACUGAGUGGCGUGAUUUCCGAGCGUGAAACUUGGCGUAACACUUAUUCCCCGGCUGGGACAUUCCCUGCGUACCGCGCGCUACUAGUGUUUAUAUUGGGCUAAGGAUGAGUGCUUAUUGUGGCGUAUGGGUAGAUGCGUGGCCUUGCCUUGAUGUGUGGAUGCAUGUGCGCACGUGUGUGCUGUGUGGUGUGGAGCGGUAGUUUUUGUGUGUGCGUGGUCUCAGUCGCCCUCGGUGCAGCAACCACUGUCACUGUGACAUGUGUGACAUAUGUACGCUGUUACGCGUUGGGCCCGUCAUGCUAUGGGAAGGCAAGGGGGACCGGGCAGGGAGGCACGAGUAGGCGAGUAGGCGGCAUGGCGGAGACCGGCGAGGGGAGCACGUCGCGCCGCAGUGCGAGUGGGUCAGCGAAAGUGAAACCCGACUUAUAGGGGCGACAGGGCUACGGUAAUUCAUGUAUGUGUGUAUUUUUGGAAAGCACGUGUCACGUGAUUGGCGGCGAGUGACGUGACUAGUUUGUUAGCUGCGGGUUAGCACGGACUGUGCACCCCACCCAACCGGCCAAAGGCGGGGAUGCCAAAGGCCCCCAACAUAGAGGCGUGUGCUUAGUAGGCGCCCGCGUCAAGGUGGCUGGGUUGAUAACGACCCGGGAUCAGCCCUUUUCCUGCCUCCCUAAGGCAGCCACCUCCUUGUUGGAAAGCACAAGAGGGAGGUUUGUGUGCGCGUGCGCAUGUGUGUGGCUACACAGCGGCAAAGUGGACGAUGGGCGUAGCGCAGGCAGCGCAGGCAGCAGCAGGUUGGGCAAGUGUGGGCGCCCACAACGCCCUCCCCCCCCGGCGGGUGCCCGCCAAGGGUCCUGCUCUGCCUGCUGGCCUCCAUGCACACACCGUACCGUACUGCAUGCACGGCAGCCACGCGGGCUGCCGCACCCUGUGACCGCACGCCGGCAUGGAUGGACGGCGGGGGCUUGCGUGCUGGGCGCAUGCGCGGUGCAUGCGCUUGGUGGGCUGGUGUGUGUGGGUGUAAGGUGUGUACAUG
Molecule: messenger RNA, 6340 nt
Organism: Chlamydomonas reinhardtii
Lineage: Eukaryota; Viridiplantae; Chlorophyta; Chlorophyceae; Chlamydomonadales; Chlamydomonadaceae
Exons: 13
Coding region: 232-4737 (1501 amino acids)
Biological process (GO): transmembrane transport
Cellular component (GO): membrane
Source: RefSeq, a predicted model, not a curated record